Trichoderma atroviride IMI 206040 is the source of this 1485-nucleotide messenger RNA. RefSeq lists its product as uncharacterized. The record is from RefSeq and is a predicted model, not a curated record. NCBI's taxonomy places the organism in Eukaryota, Fungi, Ascomycota, Sordariomycetes, Hypocreales, Hypocreaceae. Gene Ontology annotation, cellular component: plasma membrane. Gene Ontology annotation, biological process: transmembrane transport; spermidine transport; spermine transport. Gene Ontology annotation, molecular function: spermine transmembrane transporter activity; spermidine transmembrane transporter activity.
AUGGAUGUUAUAGAGGACAUCAAAGAGGAUGCACCGCGUGGCGAAAAGGAAGAUGAUUCCUUUCCCUCGAGCGAUCCGGAAAGUGCUCCAGAAAGCAGCCAUGCUCUAGAGUGGGAAGAUGAUCCUCGCAAUCCAUACAACUGGAGCGAUGGAAAGCGGAUGUACCAUACAGUCUGCGUAGCCCUCUACGCGUUUACGGUCACUUACAUGUCUUCAGCCUACGCACCAGGGGCAAAAGCAACUGGAGAAAGAUUUCACGUAUCAGAAACGGUUUCAUUGCUCGGUAUCUCGCUCUUUUGCCUCGGACUGGCAUUCGGACCUAUGAUAGGAGCACCUCUCAGUGAAACGGCAGGACGAUUGGUUGUCUAUCGGCUGGGCUUACCCCUCGCCACGCUCUUUCUCAUCGGUGCUGCGGUCUCCAAAAGCAUUGCCUCAGUUGUGAUUUGCCGCUUCUUCGCCGGUGUAUUUGGAAGCCCAGCAUUGAGCGUGGGUGGUGGAACAAUGGCAGAUAUGUGGCCGCCCGCACGUCGUGGACCAUCGACAGCACUCUUCGUUAUGGCUCCUUUUAUGGGGCCAUGCAUUGCUCCAAUCAUAGGUGGCUUCGUCAUAGAACGGUUAAACUGGAGGUGGCUCGAAUGGGUCUCUGUCUUCUGGGGCGUCGCGACAUGUGUAUUUGCUCUUGGUAUGAGUGAAACCUACAAAAAGACCAUUCUCGAGCGCGAAAUGAAGAAAGAAAACCCGUCUUACCGAAUCAAGAUGCCUACGUUAAGCUGGGGUGCUAUACACAAAUGGGCAAGCGAGUCCUUGGUGAGGCCUUUGCAGCUUCUAUUUACCGAACCCAUCGUCUUGUUCCUGAGUCUCUAUAUUGGCUUCGAUUUUGCUGUGCUAUACGCCUUCUUCGCUUCCAUACCACUUGUUUUCCAAGAAACAUACCACUUCAAUUCUCACCAGAAUGGAUUGGUUUUUAUCGCUCUAGGAAUUGGCGCGUUAUUAGCAACGCUGACGAACGUUCUUUGCGACCGCUUCAUCUAUACACGAAAGUGCGCUGAGGCACGAGAAAGGGGUGAAACGGGCCAUAUACCUCCAGAAGAGCGUCUCUAUCCAGCACUCAUGGGAAGUUUUGGAGUUGCCAUUGGCCUUUUUUGGUUUGCUUGGACUGCCCGCCCUAGUGUACAUUGGAUAAGCCCGAUUCUUGCUUUGAUCCCAUUCAACUGGGGCAAUCUUUGCAUCUUUGCAACCAGUAUAACUUAUAUGAUUGACUGCUAUGGCGCUCGGUAUGGAGCUUCGGCGCUUUCUGCAAAUGCCUUUACACGCUACAUCUUUGCUGCCGCCUUUCCGCUUUUCAUCAUUCAAAUGUAUGAUACGUUGACGACAAAAUGGGCCGCCAGUCUACUUGGUUUCAUAGCCAUUGGCUUGAUUCCUAUCCCCUGGCUACUGUUUAGGUUCGGUUCAAAGAUCCGGCAGAAGACACGCUUCGCUCUUUAA